Gadus chalcogrammus (walleye pollock) is the source of this 1802-nucleotide messenger RNA. It is a transcript of the gene igldcp, whose product is annotated as galectin 17. Lineage: Eukaryota; Metazoa; Chordata; Actinopteri; Gadiformes; Gadidae. The coding region runs from base 142 to 981 and encodes 279 amino acids. The transcript has 7 exons. The record is from RefSeq and is a predicted model, not a curated record.
UCAGACCACACAGACACACACUGCUACGCGAGACGGGAAGAACCACUCACACCCACUCACCCACACUCACUCACUCACUCACUCACACACACACACACUCAGUGUAGAAUCGGCUAAACUGGACCCCAUUCACCACCAAACAUGAGGAUCAGGAUUCCAACGCGUCUGUGGUCCCCCGACCGGCUGACCUCCGUCCUGCUGCUGGAGCUGAUGGUCUCCUGGGCGCGGGCCGGAGCCCCGCCCCCGGUGGUGGUGUGUGCGGUGGGGGGGCGGGCCCUGCUCCCCUGCAGCUGGGAGGAGGGCGGGGCCCACGUGGAGUGGCGGAGCCGCGCGCCGCUGGAGACGGUCUACGAGAGGUGGGGCGAGCAGACGUGGGCGGCGCCCGGGUUCCAGGGGCGGCUGGCCAUGGCCGCCGGGGCGCUGGAGGCGGGGGACUGCUCCCUGGAGCUGCUGGACGCCCAGCUGCUGGACGGCGGCGAGUACGACUCCUACGGGCUGCAGGGCGGCGGGCGGCUGGUCCGCCGCGUCCCGCUGCACAGCGUGCGCCUCAGUGUGCACGACCAUAAGCUCCAGAGGUCGGUGAGCGUUGGAGAGGACCUGACCCUGGAGCUCAUCACCCCCCAGGCCCAGAGGGUGGUGUUCCAGGAGAGGAACGGCUCCAGCUGGGGUCUGCUGUGGCAGAGAGGGGGGGUGGAGUCCCCCCGGCUGAGGAGGGUCCCGGGCCGGGAGGAGCUGGUGCUGACCCACCCCACCCCCGAGGACCAGGGCUUCUACAAGGUCCUGGACGGGCACGGGCUGGCCGUCAGCACCCUGCUGCUCAGCGUACGAGAGUCCCUCCUGGUACCAGAGCCCCACCAGGACUACAGGGAACACAACUCUCCUGUCGGCAGCACAGCUGUCGGGCCUCGCCCGCCCGGCUGUAUCCCUCUCUCUCUGCUCCUGUGGACGUGUGCGUUGGCCUCCAGGCUGACUCGGUCCUGAGAUGGACUGCUGAGUAGUUUGAACCAUAGAUUCAUUAUAUAGAACACUGUCUCCUCCGCGCUGCUGGCCAAUGGAGCCGAACGUCACCACUGGCGGCCAUCUUGCCACAGUCAGCUGCUCGCCCAUAACGUUGUUGAUAGGGGUACAUGUACUUUUUAAAUGAGCAUAACUUGCUAAAUUUUCAACCGAUUUCCAAACGGUUUGGUUUGUUAUAAACGUCAGAGAUGUAGUUAUUACACUGCAUACUCAUGAACGAUUAUGUUGGGUUCUAAAAUGAUAGAAUGUUCUAAAAUAGGUAAAAGAUUAUAACAUUCAGCGAGAUGAGAGUUAAUAGCGUUUGUGCAGAUCACUGACUGACCACAGAUUCCACCAGAAAGCUUGCCUGUGGUAAGAUUGCCACCUGUGAUGAUGUUCUAGACGCUGCCGUAAGACAUCUAGUGUAUAUGUAUCUAUGGUUUGAACCCUGUGUGUAGCCGUCUACUGACCAUGGCCGUGUGACUAGGUUGUGUUGCAGUUUCACUGGAUAUUCUUAACAAUGUUGAUGUAAUUCUUUGUAGAACAGCUGAAGGGGUUCAGCCUCACUAAGCUGUUGUUACUGCCUCAAUAAAUGUCAAAUUAUAACAUUUUCCUCAUUAUGAGUGUUCUCCCCAAAACAAACAGAAUUGUCUAUAAAAAGCACUUUAUACAGUAAAUGCACUUUACUAUCAUUAUCCUCACUGUUAUCAUUAUUAAGAUGAAUAAAUAUAGAAUGAAUCAUUAGAUUGUGAACUUGGAUUUUGUUUGUGAAAUAAAAGAAGAGCCUUCAAGGUCAACUCUUUAUU